CAUCUCUUGUUGCUUGCUGUUAUCUGGGUUCCGUCUCCGUCUCUCUCUGUUUCGAUCUGUUUUUUUUUGACCAAAGAAACUUUUUUUUUUUGGUCUUCCUUAUUCUUUCUUCAAUGUCGUUGAACAUAUCUGACGAUACUUGAAUCUCACUCUUUCUUCUCUGAUUUAGUCUCAAUUUCAUCUUAUCUCUUCUCACUUUUGUUCUGAGAAAUUUCGAUCCCAAGCUUUUUCUCAGAGAAUUUUGACUGGAAAAUUUCGUAAUUAGGGUUUUUGAGAUUUGACAUUAUUCUACGAUGAAAGCUUCGAUUGAGAAGUUAAGGAGAUUAACAUCGCAUUCACAUAAGGUUGAUGUGAAGGAGAAAGGAGAGGUCAUGGCUACAACACAAAUUGACGAACUCGAUCGAGCCGGGAAGGAUAUGCAAGAUAUGAGAGACUGCUACGAUAGACUACUCUCCGCAGCUGCUGCCACGGCAAAUAGCGCUUAUGAGUUCUCUGAGUCGUUGGGAGAAAUGGGUUCUUGUUUGGAGCAAAUCGCGCCUCAUAACGACGAAGAAAGCAGUAGAAUCUUGUUUAUGUUGGGUAAAGUUCAGAGUGAGCUUCAAAGACUUCUUGAUACAUAUCGUAGUCAUAUAUUCAAAACCAUUACAUCCCCAUCAGAGGCGCUUCUCAAGGACCUCAGAACUGUUGAGGACAUGAAGCAACAAUGCGACGAGAAGAGGAAUGUGUAUGAGAUGUCGCUAGUAAAAGAGAAAGGAAGGCUUAAAAGCAGUAAAGGAGAGAGGCAUAUUCCUCCCGAGUCUCGACCUGCUUACAGUGAGUUUCAUGACGAAGCAACAAUGUGCAUUUUUCGAUUGAAAUCUCUUAAAGAAGGACAAGCUCGUAGUCUCCUUACACAAGCAGUCCGUCACCACACUGCUCAGAUGCGUUUGUUCCACACUGGACUGAAAUCUCUCGAGGCAGUUGAGCGUCAUGUAAAAGUUGCUGCAGAGAAACAACACAUUGACUGUGAUCUAUCUGUUCAUGGGAACGAGGUGGAAGCUAGCGAGUAUGAUGAUGAUGAUGAUAGCCGAUAUAUGAACAGAGAAGGAGAACUCAGUUUUGAUUACAGAACAAAUGACCAGAACGUAGAAGCUGCUUCUCUCUCUACACCAUGGGGCUCAAAGAUGGAUGAUACAGACCUCUCGUUUCCUCGCCCUUCUACAACACGACCAGCAGCGGUAAAUGCUGAUCAUAGAGAAGAAUAUCCAGUUUCAACCCGCGAUAAGUAUUUGAGCAGCCAUUCAGCUCCUUUGUUCCCAGAAAAGAAACCUGAUUUAUCAGAGAGGUUGAGACAGGUGGUGAAUCCAUCUUUUAAUGCCUACGUAUUACCAACACCAAACGAUUCAAGGUACUCGAAACCGGUUUCCCAAGCUUUAAAUCCGAGGCCAGCAAACCACAGUGCUGGAAACAUAUGGCAUUCAUCUCCGUUAGAGCCGAUAAAAAGCGGGAAAGAUGGGAAAGACGCGGAAAACAACAGCUUCUAUGGCCGCCUCCCUCGGCCUUCUACAACAGACACGCAUCAUCAUCAUCAGCAGCAAGCAGCAGGAAGACAUGCAUUUUCUGGACCUCUCAAACCGUCCUCAACAAAACCUGCCACCACGGCGGACAGUUACUCAGGCGCGUUUUGUCCUCUGCCGACUCCUCCAAUACUCCCUCAUCCCCAUUCAUCAGCUUCUCCAAGAGUCUCCCCUACAGCUUCACCUCCUCCUGCUUCUUCCCCGAGACUCAACGAGCUUCACGAGCUUCCAAGACCCCCAGGCCACUUUGCACCACCGCCAAGACGAGCCAAGUCCCCUGGUCUGGUUGGUCACUCGGCGCCUCUAACUGGAUGGAACCAAGAAAGAAACACGGUCACUGUUGCUCCUCCGUCUGCCACCAACAUUGUGGCUUCCCCACUUCCGGUUCCUCCGUUGGUUGUCCCUAGAAGCUACUCUAUACCUUCAAGAAACCAGAGAGCUGUUUCUCAACGGCCGGUCGAAAGGAGAGAUGAUAUAGUAGCAUCCCCACCGUUAACACCAAUGAGCCUGUCUCGGCCUCUUCCUCAAGCCACAGGAGUUGCUCAGACCAGUCAAAUCAGAGGCUAUUAAUCAUGCAGGAGUAGGAAAGCUGAUCGAACGAUGAGGCUGCUGCGUCUGCGUCGCGUUUGACCAAAACGCUUGUUGUACAAAUUCAGAGAUCUUCACAAGUGAAUAUAGAAGUCGGUAUAUGUAUUAUUCUUUAGUUGGUUAAUCUCUUUUUUCUUUUAAGUUUCUUUUUUUUCCCAUUGUAAAUCUGAAGCCUCUGCUCUUUAUUCCAUUUUCAUUUUCAAUCCCUUCAAUUUUUCUUCUUUCA
Molecule: messenger RNA, 2370 nt
Organism: Arabidopsis lyrata subsp. lyrata
Lineage: Eukaryota; Viridiplantae; Streptophyta; Magnoliopsida; Brassicales; Brassicaceae
Exons: 11
Coding region: 294-2126 (610 amino acids)
Source: RefSeq, a predicted model, not a curated record